GCAGCCAAGCAGGUUCUUCCCCAGCCUGAGGCAGGGCGACCGAGGCGCAGGGCAGGGGAACGCGCGUGGAGAAGCCGACCUGCACCGGCGCGCCCUGGCCAUGAAGAGCUCGGGAGGGGGCGGAGGCGCGCGUCUCUUGACCGCGAUCCUCUUCGCCCUGCACUUGCGGUUGGCUGUCGGCGCGUGCCCGUGUCAGGAUCCCGCGCUUUGCAAGCCUAUCUCGAGCCCCAGAGACUUCGAGGUCUUUGUAUUUGAUGUUGGUGGGAAGACGUGGAAAAAUUAUAACUGGUCACUAAUUACAACAGUGGCCACAUUUGGAAAAUAUGAUCCUGAACUUAUGUGUUAUGCUCAUUCAAAAGGAUCCAGAGUAGUUUUGAAAGGAGACAUAUCUGUGAAGAAAAUUAUUGAUCCUGCAAUUAGGGCAGCCUGGAUAAGCCAGCAGGUAGACCUGGCCAAAACACAGUACAUGGACGGAAUCAAUAUUGACAUUGAGCAACAUAUUAACCCAUUUUCAGCUGAAUAUUAUGCAUUAACAGCUUUGGUUAAAGAAACCACAGAUGCUUUUCACAAAGAAAUUCCAGGAUCCCAGGUAACUUUUGAUGUACCUUGGUCUCCUGGAUGUAUAGAUUGGAGAUGUUACAACUAUACUGGGAUUGCUGACUCCUGUGAUUUCCUGUUUGUGAUGUCUUACGAUGAACAGAGUCAAGUGUGGUCACACUGCAUAGCAAGAGCCAAUGCUCCCUUUAACCAAACCUUAGCAGGGUAUGACGAUUACAUUUUCAUGGGCAUUAACCAAAAGAAGUUGGUGAUGGGAGUUCCAUGGUAUGGCUAUGAUUAUACUUGUCAAAAUUUAUCAGAGACUCAUGAGUGCACCAUUCAGAAAAUCCCUUUCCGGGGAGCUCCAUGUAGCGAUGCAGCAGGACGUCAGGUUCCAUAUAAAAUAAUAAUGUCUCAAGUCAAUAGUUCUCUUUCUGGGAUUCUGUGGGAUGAGGAGCAGAAAGCGCCAUAUUUGGAAUAUAAGGAUUCACGUGAUGUUUUUCAUCAAGUAUGGUUUGAUGAUCCCAGGAGUAUUUCUCAGAAAGCUGCCUAUGUGAAAAAACAUGGCCUGAGGGGCAUCGGAAUGUGGAAUGCAGAUUGUCUUGAAUAUUCUGGAAGUUUUGAAAUGCAACAACAGACAGAAGCAAUGUGGGACGCCUUGAUGCCAAAAUAAUGUGUGUGUGUACACUGCCAUUUUAAAUUUAAUGCUGUUUUAAUUAUGCACCAUUGAGUUUUAAUUACACUAUAUUACACUUAAUCUAUUCUUGUCAACAAAUAAAAGUUACAGUGCAUUUAGAAUGUAUUCAAACCCCCUUCACUUUUGUCAAUUUUGUUAUGCUGCAGUCUGAUUCUACAGUUGUUGAAAUUCAUAUUUUUUCUCAUUAAUCUACACUUAGUACCCCAUAAUGACCGUGAAAACAGAAUUUUAUAAAUGUCUGUAAAUUUAUUAAAAAGAAAAAAACUGAAAUAUCACAUUGGCAUAAGUAUUCAGACCUUUCACUCAGUACUUUGUUGAAGCACCUUUGGCAACAAUACAGCCUGGUGUCUUUUUGUGUAUGACACAAUAAGCUUUACACACUGGAUUGGGGGAUUUUCUGCCAUUCUUCCUUGCAAAUCUUCUCAAAUUCAGUCAGGUUGGAUGGCAACCAUCGGUGGACAACCAUUUACAGGUCUCCCAAGAGAUGUUCAAUAUGGUUCAAAUCAGGGCUCUGACUGGGUCACUUUAGGACAGUCACAGAGUUGUCCCUUAGCUAUUCCUGUGUUGUACUGGCUGUGUGCUUAGGAUCAUUGUCAUGUUGGAAAGUGAACCUUUGGCUCAGUCUGAGGUCCUGAGCACUGUGGAACAGGUUUUCAUUGAGGAUAUCCCUGUACUUAGCUCCAUUCAGCUUUCCCUCAACCCAGACCAGUCUCCCAGUCUCUGCUGCUGAAAAACACCCCCACACAUGAUGCUGUCACCUCCAUGCUUCACUGUUGGGAUGGUAUUAGGCAGAGAAUGAGCGGUGCCCAGUUUCCUCAGACAUAACGUUUAGAAUUUAAGCCAAACAGUUCACUCUUGGUUUUCAUCAGACCAGAGAAUCUUGUUCCUCACAGUCAGAGUCCUUCAGGUUCUUUCUUGUGAACUCCAAGUGGUUUUUCAUGUUUUGCACUGAGGAGAGGCUUCCAUCUAGUCACUCUGCCAUAAAGCCCCGAUUGGUGGUGGGCUGCAGUGAUGGUUGUCCUUCCGGAACUCUGUCCCAUCUCCACACAGGAUCUCUGGAGCUCAGUCAGAGUGACCAUUGGGUUCUUGGUCACCUCCCUUACUAAGGCCCUUUUCCCCAGAUUGCUCAGUUUGACAGGGUAACCAGCUUUUGGAAGAGUCCUGGUUGUGCCAAACGUUUUCCAUUUCAGAAUUAUGGACGCCACUGUGCUCUUAGGAACCUUCAGUGCAGCAGAAAUUUUAUUGUAGCCUUUCCCAAAUCUGUGUCUUGCAAUAAUCCUGUCUCUGAUCUCUGUAGACAGUUCCUUUGACCUCAUGUUAUGCUACAGUAUGCAUUGUCAGCUGUGAGGCCUAUUAUAGAGAGGUGUGUGCAUUUUGAAAUCAUGUCCAAUCAAUUUAAUUUUCCAAAGGUGGACUCCAAUUAAGGUGGAAAAAUGUGUCAGCAACUAUCAAAAGAAAUGGGAGGCACUGGAACUAAAUUUCAACUGUUGCUGCAAAGGGUCUGAAUACUUAUGCCAAUUUGAUAUUUCACUUUUUUGUUUUUAAUAAAUUUACAGACAUUUCUAAAAUUCCUUUUUUCACUUUGUCAUUAUGGGGUAUUGAGUGUAGAUUAAUGAGGAAAAAAUGAAUUUCAACAAUUGUAGAAUCAGACUGCAGCAUAACAAAAUUGACAAAAGUGAAGGGGGGUUGAAUACUUUCUGAAUGCAGUGCAAAUUUAACUUUCUUACAAUUGUAUGGUUUCUUCUCUCCAACUAGUCUGGCUUAUUAUAGCCAAUCUAUAUUCUGCUCAAUUAAUAUAACCCAAGAAUUAUGAAAGCUCUAGAAAUAAUUGAAUACGUUUGAAUAAUUGAUUUCUUAUUUCUAAUAAAAGACAAGGGUUCUUUUAUAAUCAUCUUCCAUCUCCAUCCUAAAGUUAUAGCAGAACUGAAACUAAUCUUUCCUAAUUUAAUCUGAUUUCUAAUCCAAACUAGCCAAGAUGUGAAGCGAGGGAGAAGACUGAAUAACAAGCACCAGAAGUGUGAUGGGAAACAUGAACAAUAAGACAAAAACUCUUCCAUUGAUCUUAAUUUAGCCAUCACUAUUGUAUUCUCAAAGGCCUGAAUUCUACUAUGUUGAAGAAAACUCAACUCUCCCAAUCCAGAAGGAUUUCCCAGCUAGACAAGCCCCAACCAGAUCAAAAGGAAUAGCAAUCUAAUUUCUGUAGAUUUUUUAUGGAGUGACUUAAACAGCUCUCUGAUGCUAUUUCUUUUAGUACUAUUGCCUAUCAUAUCAGUAGUCAAAAAUAGUAAGCAGAGGACAUCACUUUGAGGCUGUUUAGAGUCUAUCAUCUCCCCCCCUCUUUUUUAAAAAAAAAACUCAGAUGGUAAUCUGAAAGAUUGGAGUGGCAAAAGAUAAAAGCUUUUCUUUGAACAGAUGUCCAAAAUGCAAGGGAGAGAAGAAUAUUAAUGGUUAUUGUACUUCUUUAUGCCUUAAAGUCAGCCUUGCUUCUGACAACUAAAUGCUGGAGAAGGGUUUGAAUCUCCUGAUUGAGUAGGAGGUUGGACUGGAAGACAUCCAAGGUCCCUUCCAACCUAUUCUAUUCUAUUCUAUUCUAUUCUAUUCUAUUCUAUUCUAUUCUAUUCUAUUCUAUUCUAUUCUAUUCUAUUCUCCCAUCCCAUCCCAUCCCAUCCCAUCCCUAUCCCUAUCCCUAUCCCUAUCCCUAUCCCUAUCCUCUAUGUGGUGGAGAAGUCCGUGCAGGGUUUUUUGGGGGGACAUUUGCCAUAAAUUGCUUGUCCUUUGUGCUCAAGUCCGGAUUAGAACUCAGUCUCCCAUUUUCUAGCCUUGUGUCUUAAUCAUUACACCAAAUCAACUUUCAUUUUUUAUAAUUAAAAAAUAAUUAAAUGAACAAAAAUGUUAUGUUGUACUUCCUCUCAAUGCCUUCUUUUACAUAAGUUUACACUGAAUUAUAAUGCAGUAUAAUAAUAUUGUAUUAUAGUAUAUAUUGUAUUAUAAAAUAAUAUAAAAUCCUUGCAGAUUAACUGAAGUACCUGAUUGUAUUUUCUGCAGUCUGAAGUAGAGGCUUUCUCUAAGUUUAAAGUUAUAUAUCCCUAGAAAGCAAAAGAUAGAAAGGUGUUACUUGAGGCAAAUGAAGUUCACAUAAUAAAAAACUAUAUACAAUUUUCUGCAAACCAAA
Pantherophis guttatus is the source of this 4406-nucleotide messenger RNA. RefSeq names its product di-N-acetylchitobiase-like. Gene Ontology annotation, biological process: oligosaccharide catabolic process; chitin catabolic process. NCBI's taxonomy places the organism in Eukaryota, Metazoa, Chordata, Lepidosauria, Squamata, Colubridae. Gene Ontology annotation, molecular function: chitinase activity; chitin binding. The record is from RefSeq and is a predicted model, not a curated record.